AUGCUUCAAAGGUUUCGCGUUUCUGCCUUACUUCUGGCCGUUUUCCUUCUGAAUCCCACAGAAUCCGCCAUCGAAUUGACUCGUGGUGGAUGUGGAGAGACGAAAGGAUGUCUAUUCAGGCCUUCCGGGUGUGAUCCAAUGGUCGAUUGCACGAUAGGUAUGUUGUUUUAGGUAAUAAAGUGAAGUUUAAGGUGUGUUACCUAAAAAGUGUCAUAACUUUCUUUACAGGCAUUGAAAUUGAAAAAAAUUUUUUGGAUAGCUUAAAAACGCCAAGAACUUUCUUUACAGAGUAAAAGCUGGUAUAAAGGUUAAGAAGUUUCGUUAUUUUCAAAUUAUAUUGUUUUAGGUAUGAUCUUCUACGUAAGCGGACCAAACGAGUUGACGGUUCAAUUAACUGCCACUUCUUUGAUGCCACAACCUCAACUACAAUAUAUUGCUGUUGGUUACAGUCACGACAGCACUAUGGUAUGUUUUUGAAGGUUUUAUACGCUGAUUUAGAGAUCAAAGGUAACAGGUGGUCUAACUUAAUAUUUUUGGUGUUUUUUAGUGGAAAUUGAUGCUUAUUGUUGUGUGAGGUGUUAUACUAAGGUAGAUAUAGGUCUUUUGAAGCUUUUUUGAUAUGAAUGUUUAGGUAGAUAUUAGGUUUUUACAAGAAACCAUCAAAAAGUAUAUUAUCCAUAGGGUUCAAGUGCCUAAAUUAAGGUUUUUUGGUUGUUUGAUGUGGAAAUUGAUGUUUUAUUGAAAAUCAAAGGUUGGCAUUAGCUAAAGGAGUUUUUUUUAUUACUUUCAGUCUAAAAUGUCAAGGAUAACAUUUAGUUUUCACAUCAAAAAAUUAAAAUAUUGUUCACGAGGUCUGGUUUUGAUGUCUAUAUCAAGGUGUUUUGAUGUUUUAAACUAAAAUUUGAUGUUGUGUCUUUGGAAAAGGACUUUUUUUUGAUAGAGCAGUAAUUUUUUAGUAAUAAUUAUCAAAAAUAUUGAGGAUAAUAUCAAGUUUUCACAUCAAAAACACAAAAAGAAGUUAUGUUAUCUAUGAUUUUCAGGGAGACGACUAUGUUGUUGAAUGUGUUCUAAGCCCGAAAGGUGGAUCAUUUAAUGAUGUUGAGGUGUUUACGUCGUACAAUGAAGGCAAAUCUAACGAUAGGACGUACUUGAACUCGGUAGGUUUGAAUAAAUAAUGGCAGAGCUUGAUUUUUACUUUGUUUUAGGCUUGAAGAGACCGUUUUUUAGGUAAAAUUUGAUGGUUUUAGCCUUAUAGUUAGCUUAAAGUGAUAAAGUGUUACUUAAAUUUCUGUUAUUGAACCAUUUUUAACCAUUACCUCUAAUAUUUUCAUCUUUUCAGACAGAAAACGCCAUCCUCUUUAGCCAUGUCGAAGGUCAAGUUGUGGAUGGUCGGAUCUCGUGCCAGUUCAGUCAACAGAUCGUCCCACAGAUGGAGUCGAAGAAUGGUCGGAUUUGGUCGUUGAACUCGAAAUACUACAUUUUCGGAGCCACCGGGUCGGCACAACCUGACGGUAAGUAUUUUGAGAGAUAUUGCGAUUAAAGGGACAUGUUAUACGAUGAAAGGUGGUUUCACUGUGAUGUAAAAUACGGAAACUAGAAUCGUGUUAUUAUAAAUGGGUUUAAACUAGUACUGAGAAGACAUUUUAUACGAUAAAACAUGCAUUUUUUUGUAAAAGCGGCAUGUUAUACGAUCAACAUGUUUCUUACGUUUCUAUAUUGUAUGAUACAAAAAUAGGCUUAAAAUUAGCAUAAAUGGGCUUAAGUGGUACUGAUAGGACACUUUGUAUCAUUUAAAGUGACAUUUUUGUCAAAGCGACAUGUUAUACGAUGAAACCUGUUUUUAAGUGGUUCCUAUAAAUGGUCAUAAAAUUAGCAUAAAUGGUUAAAAAUAGUACUAGAAUGGCAGUUUAUGGGCUUAAAAGUGCUCUUUUGUCAAAAUGACACGUUAUACCCUCAAAAAUGUUUUCCAGUUUACUAUUACGUAACAUUCCAAAUUACCACAUAAAAUUUGCAUAAACCAUUAAAAACAACAACAACCAAGCCUAAACCUCACGUUGUUCAGAAAUCAACGCGCACGACACGAGUCACGGCUCAUUCUACUACCCCAUCAUCUCCAACCGCGCCAUCAACCCGGCGUUGAUCGGCGAACGGGUCUACGACCUGCCCGAGCCCUUCCCCGAGCCCAAAAAACCAAAAACCGCAGAAAACGUGGAAAAAACGACCGAAAAAGCGCCGGAAAAUGGGUCAGCAACGUUAAUUGUGGCCGUGCCGACACUGUUCUUGCUGGCAUUGGCCUAUCUGAUUGUUUAG
Bursaphelenchus okinawaensis is the source of this 2310-nucleotide messenger RNA. The record is from the annotation of a GenBank genome assembly. Lineage: Eukaryota; Metazoa; Nematoda; Chromadorea; Rhabditida; Aphelenchoididae.